AUGACAGAGCAUUUAAAGAGGCGAACGAUGAUGAUGACGAUAUCCUGCCGUUGGAUAUGCUCGAUGCGGAUAUUGAUUGGGAAAAUAGCGCAUUUGCAAGUAAAAUGA
Anisakis simplex (herring worm) is the source of this 108-nucleotide messenger RNA. The record is from the annotation of a GenBank genome assembly. NCBI's taxonomy places the organism in Eukaryota, Metazoa, Nematoda, Chromadorea, Rhabditida, Anisakidae.